AUGGCUCCCAUGAGGCGAGCCCCCAGGAUGAGGCUGCCCGAGCUGCUGAUUUUCCUGGCCCACUGGGGAGUCACCAAGGCUGGACAAGGGAAGUUCUGGCACGUCUCUGACCUGCACCUUGACCCGGACUACAAGGUGUCUGAAGACCCCCUCCAGGUGUGCCCAUCCGCUGGCUCCCAGCCGGUGCCCAAUGCGGGCCCCUGGGGCAACUACCUCUGCGAUUCUCCCUGGAUCCUCAUCAACUCCUCUAUCUACACCAUGAAGGAGAUCGAGCCACAGCCAGAUUUCAUCCUCUGGACUGGCGAUGACACGCCCCACGUGCCCAACGAGAACCUGGGAGAGGAGGCCGUGCUGCAAAUUGUGGAGAACCUGACCAAGCUCAUCAGAGAGGCCUUUCCAGAUACUAUAGUCUAUGCAGCUUUGGGAAAUCAUGACUUUCACCCCAAAAACCAGUUCCCGGCUGGAAGCAACAAUAUCUACAAUCGGGUAGCAGAGCUGUGGCGACCCUGGCUCAGUUACGAAUCCUUCGCUCUCUUCAAAGAAGGUGCCUUCUAUUCUGAGAAACUGCCGGCGCCAAGUGCGGCUGGGCGAAUCGUGGUCCUCAACACCAAUCUGUACUAUAGCAACAACGAGCAGACGGCCGGCAUGGCCGACCCUGGCCAGCAGUUCCAGUGGCUGGACGAUGUGCUGACCAAUGCGUCCCGAGCUGGGGAAAUGGUGUACAUUAUCGGCCAUGUGCCCCCUGGGUUCUUUGAGAAGACGCGGAACAAAGCGUGGUUCCGGGAGGGCCCCAACCAGCAGUACCUUAAAGUGGUCCGGAAGCAUCAUCGAGUCAUUGCAGGGCAGUUCUUCGGGCACCACCACACCGACAGCUUUCGGAUGUUCUAUGAUGAUGCAGGUGUCCCCAUCAGUGUCAUGUUCCUUACACCUGGGGUCACCCCAUGGAAAACCACGUUACCUGGAGUGGCCAACGGAGCCAACAAUCCAGCCAUCCGGCUGUUUGAAUACGACCGAGACACACUGAGCCUGCAGGACAUGGAGACCUACUUCUUGAACCUGAGCCAGGCGAACGCGCUGGGGGCACCGCGCUGGAAGCUCGAGUACCGGGUGACCAGGGCCUACGGCGUGCCCGACGCAGGCGCCCGCUCUAUGCACGCGGCGCUGGGCCGCAUCGCCAGCGACCAGGACGCGCUGCAGCGCUACUACGUCUACAACUCGGUCAGUUACGACACGCUGGCCUGCGACGAGGCCUGCCAAACUGAGCACGUGUGCGCGCUGCGCGAAGUGGCCUUCGACGGGUAUGCCGCCUGCCUGCGCGCCCCCGGCGUCGCGCCCGCGCCCCGCCUCGCACUCCUGCUGUUGGCGCUGCUGGGCCUGCGCACGCUGCUUGUGCCGUGA
This is a messenger RNA of Globicephala melas (long-finned pilot whale), 1398 nucleotides long. RefSeq names its product sphingomyelin phosphodiesterase acid like 3B (gene SMPDL3B). NCBI's taxonomy places the organism in Eukaryota, Metazoa, Chordata, Mammalia, Artiodactyla, Delphinidae. The record is from RefSeq and is a predicted model, not a curated record. Gene Ontology annotation, molecular function: sphingomyelin phosphodiesterase activity. Gene Ontology annotation, biological process: sphingomyelin catabolic process.